Messenger RNA from Rhincodon typus (whale shark), 4788 nucleotides. RefSeq names its product NACHT, LRR and PYD domains-containing protein 3-like. The coding region runs from base 667 to 4665 and encodes 1332 amino acids. The record is from RefSeq and is a predicted model, not a curated record. Gene Ontology annotation, molecular function: protein binding. NCBI's taxonomy places the organism in Eukaryota, Metazoa, Chordata, Chondrichthyes, Orectolobiformes, Rhincodontidae. Gene Ontology annotation, cellular component: cytoplasm. The transcript has 12 exons.
AGGUUAGGUACAAAACUGAAAACGCACAGAAAAGCGACGGCAGAUCUCAAGCUGAGAAGGUUUCUCAUCCGGCGGCAUAAAGUCAUAAAAUUCCCCGCUCUCUGAGACGAAAUUUUCCAGACGAUUUUACUGAAAACAUUGGACUUUCCGUGAUCACCGACCAGCAUCUCAAGGGCAGUGCUAAAGAUUAACUUGGGAUCAGAAGAUAUUACCAGACCUGCUGGAUAUAUGUAAGGCAUUUUUUUAAAAAAAUAACCUAAGGAAUAAAUGUGCCUCUGUCCUGAUCAUGGGUUUGACAAGGGAGAGAAAAUCAGAAGAAAGAAGCAGAUGAAUUUAUCCCAUGAUAUCAUCACGAGCGCCUGAGAUUCUAAAAUAUUUCAUACACUUCAUCUGUGUGCAGUAGCAUCCAUUUGGGGUGAAAAAAAAAUCAUUUGCAAAGUUGAAUCUCGGGGAAGAAGGAACAAAAGUAAAGCUGAGAUAGUGUGGCCAACAUUUUGUAUCAGGAGCAGGUCUGCGGGUCUGAGGAACAGAGCGAAUGAGUUUUGACUGGGAGUUUAUUUUACAUUAAAUUAUGUUUGACUAAGAACGACAGGAGAAUGAACGAGGGCUGGAACUGAGGCCUGACAAAAAUAAAAAGGCUCCCGUAUUUGACAUCUUCAAGCAAACAUGUUCAGCAAGCGAGGUUUCAGAGGUAGAGGAUCCAACAGAAAAAGGAGAUCCAAAACCAGCCUUCCUGCAGCGUGUACGCAAAUGGACAGCAACACAACUGUGUCUACAAGAAGUGUUUUGGCUCACAGCGUCAUCACCGAUAUCGGUUUGACUUUUGACCCAAUGGUAUGUGCUGCCUCUUCGUCUUCUGGCAAAGCGCCUCAGACCAGUAGCAGCUUGGCACCAGCAAGAGUUGUGAUGCUCAGGGAUGAGGAGCUGAAUCCAGUGACUGGAACCAUCUGUUUCAGGUCAGCAAACACAAGCCAGACAGACAGUAAUCCAGACAGUAAACCUGGGGGUAGCUUCAGCUUUGGACAUGCCACACGACUGUAUCAGAGAAUGGGUGACAGAUCGAAGAGCCUCAGCUUCAAUUUGGCAGGUCCCAUGCAGCCUAGGAAUCUAUUUGCUUGGCAAGACACCAGUCAAUCAAUGGUGGAACAAGGGGAUAAGAGUAAAGCAAGAGCGUUUCCAUGGACACUUGGGUGGGGAAGAAAGAAAGAAGUUGGCUGUGAAGCCCUGGAAAGUGCUGAUCAAAAGCAAAACCAUCCCAGAGCAGAACCCGAGAGUGUGAACAAGCUGGGCACAGGACACCCCAUGACCUUUGGUGAUACCAGAGGUUGGCACAGUUCACAGUCUGGCAACUUGUUCCUCAUUCCCGGGAGAUCAUCAUAUAAAGGUGAUGGCUUCAGUCAAUGCAGCGUGAAUGAGAUGGACAGCGGUGUGAGUAGAAAUAUAGCCAAUCCUUUCAGUUAUCGGGACCCUGGCUCUGUGAUGAUUGACGCUGACAAUCAGAUACCCAUCAAACAAAUGAAGAACAUUGUCACCAUGGAUCCCUGGUUGAAUUCACUUGACAAUAUGGAAUUAGAGUCCGUCAAUAUUGAUAAGAAUUUGGUGACUCCUGAACAGGACCAGAGGGCCAGCGACACAGGAAAGAAGCUUGAAAGUAAUAUCCAUGCAGCCAAUGAUCCGCAUACAACAGUGGAACAGGGAGUAUCACCUUUGAAGAAAACAAAGCCAGCCUUCUCUUCAGACUUUCUUGAUGCAUUGGAGCAGCCUGAGACAGAUCACAGUGCUGCUAUCAGACAGACGUUGAAAGGUUAUACUGACAUCACCCUCCGCAAAGUCACUGUAUUCUACCGGCAGAGAAUAGAAGAAGCCAUUGAGGAAUGUGUGGAAGCUGCCAGCCUGAUGUUACUACAUGAUCUAAAGACAAAUUACCAUUUACACAGGGAAAUCCAACAACUGGUGAAGGAUGGGAGUCAUCAGGAAGCAGCCAAUCAUCUCCUGGAUUCGAUUAUGGAGAGUGGAGCUCAGGCAGGGAGAGCAAUGUGGGAAACCUUUGCCAAGAUGAAGCUCACCAAUCCAAAACUGAGCAAGAUACUGCAAGAGAUUGAAAGCAAAGGAGCGAAUCUACCCAUGGAAGUGAGCCAGAGUUUAAUGGAAUCCAGAGUGUCCAACUACCUGAAAGAAAUUCAGACCCAACAUAAAAAGUUCCUUCAUCAACAAAAUGCGGACCUAUUGGUCAAUAUUAUCGGUGGGAAAAAGAAUAAAAUCUCCCUGGAUGACCAAUAUACAGAACAAAUCAUUAUCGUUUUAAAUGCUGAACAGAGUGUUUCAGGACGUGACCUUACAGUGAGAGGGAAGAGGCGUGAGGAAGGACAAAGGAAGAUGGUUAAGUCACAGUGGGAAACUGUGAGAAUUGGUCAGUUGUUCAGGAGCAGUUUUGGGAAAAGUAGCGUGUCUGGGACUGUGGUGGUCAGUGGUCCAGCAGGGAUUGGGAAAACGACCAUGGUCCAGAAGAUUGUCCAUGACUGGGCUAACGGAAAGAUAUAUCAGCAGUUUCAGUUUGUGUUUCUUUUCAAAUUUCGAGACCUCAACACCAUCGCAGGCAGGACGAGUAUCAAGAAACUGAUCCUGGAUUCAUAUCCUCACUUUGGGAAUAGGAUUGAGCAUCUCUGGGAGGAGCCUCAGGGACUGCUAUUUAUAUUGGACAGUUUAGAAGAGUUUAAGGAGAAGAUUGAUUUCACAGACUUGAUGAGAAACACACUGCCUGAGCACCAGUGUUCCCACCCGGAAUGCCUGUGUGAAGUGUCUGACAUUGUGCGUUGUCUGAUCCAACAGAAGGUACUCAAAGGCUGUUCAGUGCUGCUCACAACUCGUCCGACUGAACUGGAGACACUCAGAAAGGCUGAGAUCAAUCUGUGGACAGAGAUCGUAGGCUUCCUAAAGGAACAGCGCAAGGAAUACUUGACAAAAUACUUUGGAGAUCAGAGACUGGCAGAAGCAGCUUUCACCUACCUGGAAGGGAAUGAAAUCCUGUAUUCCAUGUGUGACAACCCCUCCUACUGCAGAAUCAUCUGCUAUUCUCUGGCCCCUGGAUUAAGACAAAUGCAAGAGACGCAGGAAGUAGUCCCCACAACCAUCACUCAACUAUUUGCAAAUUACAUAUUGAACAUCUUCAAAAACCAUGAGUUCAAUAUUUAUAAACACCAUACACUCAGUGUUGAACAAAUUCAUGACUUGGUGCUCAGAACUGGUGAACUGGCCUAUAUGGGCAUCUGUAACAAUGUCUCUCGUUUUAAUGAGACCCAUUUAAAUUACUACAACCUGGAGCGAUCACACACACUGCCAGGGUUUCUGAUAGAACACAAAGACCCAGAUACUUCUCAAUCCCACUUCUCGUUCAUUCACUUCACACUGCAGGAAUUUAUAGCAGCUCUCAGUAAAUAUCUGACCGCAGAUGCACAGAGACUGCCACAGACCUUGACACAGUUCCUGGAUUCUUCUGGCGGAGAAAACCGGUUCAAGAUAUUCCUCAGGUUUAUGGUCGGUCUAUCUUCACCGGGUUCUGCUCGGAUAAUCAAAGACCUCCUGGGACCCCUUCCUCAUCAGGUCACGUGUUCAGUGAUUGAUUGGGUGAAGAAACAAACUGAAAUCAACUUCAACAACAACCAGAAUAAUCUCAGUAAGCACAAGCUGUUGGAAUCCCUGUACUAUCUGUUCGAGUCACAGCACACGGGGUUAAUGCAGUGCACUGUGGGAUCGGGAGGGAUACUCUCACUGGGGGAUGACGUUCCCUACAAUGCAAUUCGCCUGACCCCUGUAGACUGUACUGUGCUGGCGACUGUCAUUUGUCCUUGUGAUGAGAUCCAGGAGGUUAACCUUAACAACUGCUGCCUGGGAACAGAAGAGAUCCACAGACUGGCAGCUGCUCUUCACAAAUGCAAAGUGCUCAGACUGCAGGGUAAUAAUCUCACUGACGAAGGAGUGAAACUGCUGUCUGAUACACUGGAGAGGGCAGAUUGUAAAAUACAGAUACUGGACUUGUCUUCCAAUGGUAUUUCUCAUACAGGUGCCCAGGAACUUGCUAAGGGGCUCAGCAGCAAUUCAUCACUAACACAGCUCAACCUCAGUAAGAACAAAAUCGGAGAUACUGGAGUGAUAAGCCUGUGUGACGCACUGAGCAGCCCGCACUGUAAAAUACAGACUCUGCUGCUCUGUCAGAAUCUGAUUCGAGAGAGAACUGUCAAUCCACUCAUGUGUACUCUCAGUAACAACCAGUCAUUGACUCACUUGAACCUGAAUAAUAACAAGCUCGAAGACCGGGGAAUUGGAGUGUUGAUUGCUGCAUUGGGACAGCAGAGCUGUACGCUCCAAACACUAGAACUGGAGGGUAAUGGAAUUUCAGAUACCUACACAAUGGAACUCACUGUGACUCCCAUUACAAACAUGUCACUGAUGAAGGUGAACCUGUCCAAUAAUUCACUCACAGAUCAGUCUGUAAAUGCUCUUCAGACCCUGAUUCAGAGACACACUUCCCUCCAGGAGAUCAGGGUGCAGAGGAAUAAGUUCACUUCCAAUGGAGCCAGCUGUCUUCAGUCACUGUGUAAUCACAGACCCAGACUCUGUGUGGAAGUGUACACAUCGAUAACGAGCAAAGGAUUUGGGACAAUCUGAUGACAGACUGACGUGGUCAUGAAGAAAGACCCAAGACGCCAAACUGAUGUCUACUUUGUAAUUGUGUAUUAUUUGUACUUCUCUGUUUUAGAAAUUUCUACCAAAUAAAACAUUUUAGACUUA